Molecule: messenger RNA, 2561 nt
Organism: Salvelinus namaycush (lake trout)
Lineage: Eukaryota; Metazoa; Chordata; Actinopteri; Salmoniformes; Salmonidae
Product: hyphal wall protein 2-like
Exons: 7
Coding region: 552-2561 (669 amino acids)
Biological process (GO): regulation of transcription by RNA polymerase II
Cellular component (GO): nucleus
Source: RefSeq, a predicted model, not a curated record
GCUCUCACACUUCACACAGACUAGGUUACAUUCAUACACACAGCUCUCACACUUCACACAGACUAGGUUACAUUCAUACACACAGCUCUCACACUUCACACAGACUAGGUUACAUUCAUGCUCUCACACUUCACACAGACUAGGUUACAUUCAUACACACAGCUCUCACACUUCACACAGACUAGGUUACAUUCAUGCUCUCACACUUCACACAGACUAGGUUACAUUCAUACACACAGCUCUCACACUUCACACAGACUAGGUUACAUUCAUGCUCUCACACUUCACACAGACUAGGUUACAUUCAUACACACAGCUCUCACACUUCACACAGACUAGGUUACAUUCAUACACACAGCUCUCACACUUCACACAGACUAGGUUACAUUCAUGCUCUCACACUUCACACAGACUAGGUUACAUUCAUACACACAGCUCUCACACUUCACACAGACUAGGUUACAUUCAUACACACAGCUCUCACACUUCACACAGACUAGGUUACAUUCAUACACACAGCUCUCACACUUCACACAGACUAGGUUACAUUCAUGCUCUCACACUUCACACAGACUAGGUUACAUUCAUACACACAGCUCUCACACUUCACACAGACUAGGUUACAUUCAUACACACAGCUCUCACACUUCACACAGACUAGGUUACAUUCAUGCUCUCACACUUCACACAGACUAGGUUACAUUCAUACACACAGCUCUCACACUUCACACAGACUAGGUUACAUUCAUACACACAGCUCUCACACUUCACACAGACUAGGUUACAUUCAUACACACAGCUCUCACACUUCACACAGACUAGGUUACAUUCAUACACACAGCUCUCACACUUCACACAGACUAGGUUACAUUCAUACACACAGCUCUCACACUUCACACAGACUAGGUUACAUUCAUACACACAGCUCUCACACUUCACACAGACUAGGUUACAUUCAUACACACAGCUCUCACACUUCACACAGACUAGGUUACAUUCAUACACACAGCUCAUACACUUCACACAGACUAGGUUACAUUGAUACACACAGCUCAUACACUUCACACAGACUAGGUUACAUUGAUACACACAGCUCUCACACUUCACACAGACUAGGUUACAUUCAUACACACAGCUCAUACACUUCACACAGACUAGGUUACAUUGAUACACACAGCUCUCACACUUCACACAGACUAGGCUACAUUGAUACACACAGCUCUCACACUUCACACAGACUAGGUUACAUUCAUACACACAGCUCUCACACUUCACACAGACUAGGUUACAUUCAUACACACAGCUCAUACACUUCACACAGACUAGGUUACAUUGAUACACACAGCUCUCACACUUCACACAGACUAGGUUACAUUCAUACACACAGCUCUCACACUUCACACAGACUAGUCUACAUUCAUACACACAGCUCUCACACUUCACACAGACUAGUCUACAUUCAUACACACAGCUCUCACACUUCACACAGACUAGUCUACAUUCAUACACACAGCUCUCACACUUCACACAGACUAGUCUACAUUCAUACACACAGCAUGCUGGUAGUUAACGUGACCUGGAGAAACAAGACCUAUGUCGGCACCCUCCUGGACUGCACCAGACACAACUGGGCCCCGCCAAGCACCACAGAGCAGGCUGAGCCUUUUAUAGACUUCUCUACUAAACACCCCACCGGUGACUCAUCACAGCCAGCCUGUAAAGAGACUGCUAAGCAAAACAUUAUACACCCAACCUCAGCCACAGCCACAGCCAGGGGCCUAUAUCCCAACCUCAGCCCCAGCUUCCUCUAUAAUGCCACAGCCACAGCCAGGGGCCACUAUCCCAACCUCAGCCACAGCUUCCUCUAUAAUGCCACAGCCACAGCCAGGGGCCACUAUCCCAACCUCAGCCCCAGCUUCCACUAUAAUGUCAUAGCCACAGCCAGGGGCCCCUAUCCCAACCUCAGCCCCAGCUUCCUCUAUAAUGCCACAGCCACAGCCAGGGGCCACUAUCCCAACCUCAGCCCCAGCUUCCACUAUAAUGUCAUAGCCACAGCCAGGGGCCCCUAUCCCAACCUCAGCCCCAGCUUCCACUAUAAUGCCACAGCCACAGCCAGGGGCCUCUAUCCCAACCUCAGCCCCAGCUUCCACUAUAAUGUCAUAGCCACAGCCAGGGGCCACUAUCCCAACCUCAGCCCCAGAGCUUCCACUAUAAUCCACAGCCAGGGGCCCCUAUCCCAACCUCAGCCCCAGAGCUUCCACUAUAAUGCCAUAGCCACAGCCAGGGGCCCCUAUCCCAACCUCAGCCCCAGCUUCCUCUAUAAUGCCACAGCCACAGCCAGGGGCCACUAUCCCAACCUCAGCCCCAGCUUCCUCUAUAAUGCCAUAGCCACAGCCAGGGGCCCCUAUCCCAACCUCAGCCCCAGCUUCCACUAUAAUGCCACAGCCACAGCCAGGGGCCCCUAUCCCAACCUCAGCCCCAGCUUCCACUAUAAUGCCAUAGCCACAGCCAGGGGCCCCUAUCCCAACCUCAGCCCCAGAGCUUCCACUAUAAUGCCAUAG